Molecule: messenger RNA, 2070 nt
Organism: Daucus carota subsp. sativus
Lineage: Eukaryota; Viridiplantae; Streptophyta; Magnoliopsida; Apiales; Apiaceae
Exons: 4
Coding region: 620-1867 (415 amino acids)
Source: RefSeq, a predicted model, not a curated record
UUUCACUUGCUUCUAGUAAAAGCUGGUUUUUUCAUGGCAAGAACUAGAAUGUGUUACAUAAAUUAUAAAUCAAGCAGUACAGAAGAAGCUAUUGCAACAAGAAGAUACCUAAAUUUUCAUACGCGGUCUUAUCUUUAUUUUUGAUAAAUAAACGGUUUUAAGGGUUCAAAGUUGCGGAUAACAGGUAGACACUUGAUUAUGACGUAGAAGGCAUCCGUCGUAUUUUAUUCUCUAGUGAUGUGUUUUUUUAUGGCUUCAGAAUUACAGGAAACUUGUCAGGGGAAGUGCUAUUCCGGGGAAUAAGUUUCUUGUUUUCUGCUUGGUUUACUGAUAGGAUAAAUGUAAGAAUAAGUGGGGUCUCAAGACAUUCUGAGAUAAGUUGAUUUAUGCUACACUACAUAGACUUGCAUACAAAGUACAAACAUUCUUCUCUUAUCCCAAUUCACUCUUUUCAUUCAGAGGGUUAGGUGUUGUGUUCUUGUCUAGCACAUGUUCUUGGUAUCUGAUUUCUGCUUAUAUCUUUGUUCUUGAAAUGUACUGAAAUGCUCAUGAUCAUGUAAAUUUCUUAAUUUGAUCAGGUGAUUAUGAUUGAGGUAGAAUAGUCCAGGUACAGUAUAAAAUGGCUGGAGACCUUAGAGUGAAAGAACAGUUUGUUUUCGAUUCAAGAAACAGGUCUUUAGACGAAAACUAUUCGUGUUAUGAUAGUUGGAUUGAUGGUAUGAGUGUUUCAUCAUCAGUGUUUGAGGUUCAGAAUCCUGACCGGUCUCCACAGAUAGUUCCAUUAGGCCCUUUCUCAAAAACAGCACCUUCUAAAUGGGAUGAUGCUGAGAAGUGGAUUGCUAGUCCUACAUCUAACCGGCCCAAGAAUGGGCAGCCUCGGGAGCAUUGUGGAGUUGGAUCACACAGAAACAGUACUUUUGGCUAUGGGAGCAGGCAGACUUCGACAAAGAUUGUUGCAGGAGUGCCAAUGGAGACGAUGGCUGUUUCUGAAGAGCCCGACACAAAGUGGAUGAACUCUAGCCACACAAGCAAGAAGAUUGGAGCUCAGAAGCUUUUCGGUAGGGGAAGUGAUGCAAAUCUAGUUCCUGAUUCCUGUAACAAGUCAGUAAUUAUGGUUGAUAGUUUUUCAGACAAAAGAGCAUGCAAUUUUAGUCAAUGUGAUUCACCACUGUCCAUCCACUGUGCAAGUUCCGUUACUUCACCUCUUACGACAGCUAGAUCAGUAUCUAUGAGAGAUAUGGGCACAGAAAUGAGUCCUAUCAGUAGCAGAGAACCUUCCAGGACCGGAACUCCAAGAAGAGGUGCAUUAACGUUAUCUCAAGUAAUUUCAGCACGCAACAAGUUGGAUCUGAACAGAACAGAGUUAUCUGAGAAGGAGGUACAGAUGAAAACUAGAAGGGAGAUAAUGCUUCUUGGCACUCAACUAGGAAAGAUCAAUAUCGCUGCCUGGGCUAGCAAAGAAGAAGAGGACAAGGAUGCAUCAACUUUGCUGAAAAAUGAAGAAUCGGAAAAACCAGCACUAAGUGCAAUUGAGAAACGUGCAAAAGCUUGGGAGGAGGAAGAGAAAGCCAAGUAUAUGUCAAGAUUAAAACGUUCAGAAAUCAAGAUACAGGCAUGGGAAAAUCUUGAAAAGGCGAAGGCUGAAGCAGACAUGAGAAAAACUGAGGUCGAGGUGGAGAGGAUGAGAAGCCGAGCACACAAAGAGCUCAAGGGCAAGCUAGCAGCUGCCAGGGACAAAGCUGAAAAGAAGCUGGCAGCCGCAGAAUCCAAAACGAGCCGCCAAAUUUCCAGAACAGCUAGGAAAGCAGAGUCCUUCCGCAGAACUGGUCAUACACCAUCCCCUUUUUUCUGCAUUCGUUGGCUUUGAAAGCCAGCAUUGCAUUCUGGCAAAAGUCUAGUAGUUUGAAGAACAAUUUAUAAUAAAUGUCAUCUAAAUUAUUAAGAACAGGAGCUACUUAGUUAUAGCAACUUUUAACAUGUAAAAAUUGUAAAUUUGCUGAGGAUCUGGCUCUCAUCAAUUUGUAUCAGCAAAUUCAAACACAAAAACAAUGCAAUUAUCUACUUAAAGCA